AGAUCUCUCGGGGUUUGUGCCUCGUGUUCCUCUUGGACAUUCAGUAGUGCCUCCACAGCCUUCGGACAAUUUUGCACAUCGAAAAUUCCGCGUUCCCCCGCUCGCAUUCGUCGCCGUGGAACGAUUCAUCGAAAUAACUCGUUUACUGAAAGAAGAACGUGCGGACCGGAGGUCGAACGUGUUUCGUUGACCCUCCACCGAGCCAGGGACGAAGUACGGGAAGAUUUUGUUAAUUAGAGGCUUUGAGGAGGGCUCAUUGGGAGUAUUGGAAAAAUCGGUGAACAUGUGAAUCGACGAUUCAGUUUUUAAUGAGAGAGAGAGAGUGAUUCAUUGUUGAUUUUCUGGUGAAUUAAUUGGAAAAAAACGUCAAUGAAGAUCGCGGAAAUGGUGUUUAAAAUAGCAAUCAGAAACAGUUUAUUUAUCGUGAUAAUCGCCGGCCUUGCGAACCGAAUAGCCGAAACAGCAGGCUCGGAAAGCCCUCAUCCAAGUCACAAUCGUUCGUCUCUCUCCAAUCGGGAUAUCUGGCCAUCGUGGUUUCAGCGUCGUUACGAUUCGUCGAUGAAUGAUCGUUCCCUAUCAGCGGAUAAGAAAGAAUUGGAUUCAGAUCGUUUUCGGCCGAGACACGAGGGAGUUUCGCAUUCGCGAUCUCACACGAGUAUUCGCGCCCUCCACGAUGCUCUCAUGAGGAAUUUACGUAAUCGUAAUAACGUCGAGCUCGCGUUAGACCGAUUGGAAAAGAGCGAUAAAAAUGGUUAUCACUCUCGACGAUACGGAAACUCGACAAGUGGAACACUCCCGAGGAGAACCGCCGAUGAAAGUCUCUCCGGUAUUCACGACCCAAGGAACGAAGCUACCGAUCUCUCGGAGUCGAAGACCUUAAGGCCAACAACGACAACGAGAACGACGACCACGACGAGGACGAACCAAGAUUCCAACGCAGACGACAAGUCUGAAAAACUGACCGCGGUCGCUGUCGCCGAGUACACGGGCACCAGGGCCGUAGCUUACGCCGGUUACCAUCAUCACAAUCACGAUUACAAUCCCAUGAGAACGCGAGACUUCCUUACUCCUGGAUAUGCUAUCCUGGCCACUCCGGCCACGCCGAUUUAUACGAAACAUCACUCCGGCCGGAGAGUGUGCAGCAGGCCGACGUCGAUGACGCAUCACCACCGAUCGAGGCAGUACAGGCUAAUGUACACGGAAUUAUCUUCUUCGACAUUUGUCUGCUGUCCUGGAUGGUCGCAGGUGUCACGAACAAGUUACGGUUGCAACAGACCCACCUGCCUGGCUCCCUGUCUCAACGGCGGGGUUUGCGGUCCUCAUGGAAAGUGCAAUUGUCCAAAGGCGUUCACAGGGACGCAGUGCCAAACAGACGUAGACGAGUGCGUGACCGAGAAGCCAUGCGGUCAGCUCUGCACAAACUUACCCGGGAGCUACGAGUGCCACUGCAGAUACGGAUUUCAUCUCUUACCGGACGGGCAAUCUUGUCGAAAGAACGGCAGCGACGGAACCGCCCUCGAAGCUCGCGACCUGGAGAACGACUACGGUUUCACAACGAGCACGACGCCCGAGAGCAUCCGAAGAACGACGCCGGUCGCUCAUGACACGGAGAACGAGGUGAGCGAAGGGAAUCUCAAUCGAGAUUACGAUAUAAUACUAAAGAGACUUGCUAAGCUGGAGAAACAAAUAGCUCGAGGUAGAAAACGUGAUAUCGAAGCUACGGAAAUGGGCACGAAGAUAACUCAAGCGAUUGAAAGUGUCGCUGCGAUGAGACGAGCUGUCGACAAUGUCCAAUUGAUGCAACAGGAGAUAUACGACAUGAGAGGAAAAGUCAAACAAUUCGAAUUGGAGAGUCGAAAGCUCCAACAUUUGACGAAUCGCGUUGCUGAUCUCGAAACUCGCCUGAGGCUUCGUUGCAGAAGCACGAUUAACGGCUGAAGUUGGACGCAUUCUUCAAGCGCAGACAAGAACAUGGAAAAAAAUAAGAAAAACAUACAGUGAAUCGGUUUUUAGAAGAUUUAACAGAGAAGAGUGUCCGACGAGUCUUACACUGCCAUUCAAUAUUUUAAAUCUUUUCGUAUCUUUAUUAUGUAUCAAUAAGUUCAACAUUGUAUCUCAAUAAAUAAUUAUUGAGCUUAA
Messenger RNA from Venturia canescens, 2139 nucleotides. It is a transcript of the gene slow, whose product is annotated as slowdown. Gene Ontology annotation, biological process: anatomical structure development. Bases 370 to 1938 code for a protein of 522 amino acids. Lineage: Eukaryota; Metazoa; Arthropoda; Insecta; Hymenoptera; Ichneumonidae. The transcript has 8 exons. The record is from RefSeq and is a predicted model, not a curated record. Gene Ontology annotation, cellular component: extracellular region; cell surface. Gene Ontology annotation, molecular function: signaling receptor binding; calcium ion binding.